AUGAUUGUUGAUUAUGUUGACUUUGGGGAUGUACUCACCUUUGACACUACAUGUGGCACCAACAAAGAGUUAAGACCGUUGGGUGCAUUUGUUGGUUUUAACCAUCACAAGCAAAUGGUGAUUUUUGAUGGCGCUCUUAUGUAUGAUGAAACUUCUAAUUCGUUUGCAUGGUUAUUUGAAACUUUCUUGAAGGCUCAUGGUGGUAAGAGGCCUCAAACAGUGUUUACAGAUCAAGAUGCUGCUAUGUUGAAUGCAUUGCAGAGAGUGUGGCCUGAUACAAGACAUGGGUUAUGCAUUUGGUAUUUAAAUCAAAAUGGAAUCAAGCAUUUGGGUUGGCGAAUGAAAGAAGGUUCUACAUUUUUGACUGACUUAAAAAAGUUUAUGUUUGAAUAUGGCGAGGAGGUUGAAUUUGAAAGGGAAUGGAAGAUGUUGCUUGAGAAAUAUAGUUUGAAGGAUAAUGAGUGGUUACUUCGUAUGUAUAGUUGGAAGAAGAAAUGGGCAAGAUGCUACAUGAAGUAUGCAUUUACGUUGGGUAUACGAAGCACACAACUUAGUGAAAGCUUGAAUAGUGACUUGAAAGACUACUUGAAGUGUGACUUCAAUAUCACUGAUUUUUUCAAAAAUUUUGAUAGAGUGGUUGAGCAGAAGCAUGAGAAAGAGUUAGAGGCUGAGUUUAAAGCUCACCAAAGGGUACCUCUAGUGGAGUUCUCUGAUUCUCCUCUUUUACAACAAGCGGCACAAAGAUACACACCACCAAUUUUCGCACCUUUUCAAACUCACCUUCAACAUGCAUUAAGAAUGGUGUUUAAAAUGAAGGGAUCCGGAUUUGGGAAUCCUAUUCAACGCAAAAUCAGAGAAUCAAACAGAGAAUUCCACUCAAAAUCAGUUCAACGCGUGAGUAGAAAGAGGGGAAUCAUAUUGAAAAAAAUAGACAAGGGAAUCGGUCUGAUGACUCUCAGGAGAAGUCUGACAGGUCCACACUCUCAUGGCUUGUGCAGAGCCGGUUCAACAAGAAAACUUGAAGCUCACGAUGCAUCGGAGAAACAUGUCGGGAUCCCAACAGCUUUACAAGCCGGCGCGAUAAGGAAGGUCGGAUCCUACUUUGUCGAAGCCCCGGCUCACCGGUGGGUGGUAGUUGGUGGUUGUGGGUCUAUUGCCUGA
This is a messenger RNA of Tripterygium wilfordii, 1161 nucleotides long. Its product is annotated as protein FAR1-RELATED SEQUENCE 5-like. Lineage: Eukaryota; Viridiplantae; Streptophyta; Magnoliopsida; Celastrales; Celastraceae. Gene Ontology annotation, biological process: regulation of DNA-templated transcription. The transcript is spliced from 3 exons. Bases 1 to 1161 code for a protein of 386 amino acids. The record is from RefSeq and is a predicted model, not a curated record.